ACACCCGGGACUCAGAGCAAUAUAGGCAGCAUCCACAGCGCCGCAUGCAGUUAGUUCUCCACCGGGCCGCAGCCGCGCGGUUCCCCGCUCCAAGGUGAAUCCUCACACGCAUCCGCACGUACGCACGCCCGCUGGCGGGGCACAGUCUCCGCAGACGCGAUGUUGCUGAAAGUGGCCGUGGCGCUGCUGCUUCUGUCGGUAUUGGAGCAAGUCAUGGGCUCGGAUAAUAUCGACAUUUACGACACUCCACCGGAGAAGCCCGUCAUCCAUAAAGGACGUCUCUCCUUACAGAACACAGCCGAGAUUCAGCACUGUCUGGUGAGUGCAGGAGACGUCGGCUGCGGCGUGUUCGAGUGCUUUGAGAACAAUUCCUGCGAGAUACGAGGGCUCCAGGAGAUCUGCAUGACGUUCCUGCAUAAUGCUGGCAAAUUUGACUCUCAGGGGAAGUCCUUCAUCAAAGAUGCUCUGAAAUGUAUGGCCCAUGGGCUUCGUCAUAAGUUCAGCUGCAUCAGUCGGAAGUGUGUGUCCAUUAAGGAGAUGGUGUUCCAGCUGCAGAGAGAGUGUUAUAUCAAACAUAACCUAUGCUCAGCCGCUAAGGAGAAUGUGGGAGUGAUGGUGGAGAUGAUCCAUUUCCAAGAUCUCUUCCCUAAAGGUCCUUAUGUGGAGUUGGUGAAUAUUCUGCUGGGCUGCGGAGAAGAAGUGAAGGAGGCAUUAACCCGUAGCGUCCGACUCCAGUGCGAGCAGAACUGGGGAGCUCUGUGCGACAGCCUCAGCCUCUGCUCCUCAUUGACCCCGUCGCCGUCCGGUUCGGCCGUCGAACACCGCCGCCCCUUACCCCCUCAGCCGGAGCACCCUCGCCCCCUGCGAAACGGGGACAAGGGCGGGAAGGCGGCAUUCCACGGCCACCUUCGCGGUCGCAACCAGGGACUGCGACGCCAGGGUCCGGAUGCCGGAGUGGUGGCUGAGCAGGAAGAUCCCGAGGCGGCUGACAUCCGGAGGUGAAAAUGCAGGCGAUGAUAACACUGAUAACCCCGACACCAUUUGAAUAGCACACUUGUACACGAAUGGACAUUUUCACAUGCACACGUUUUCCAGUCAUUCCAGCAGUCCCACAUAGUAAACUUGCAGGGUAAAUGUGGCAUAGCAUGUAUAGUCACACCUGACUGUAGGCCACUUUUUUUUUUUUUUUUUUUUUUUUUUUUAAUGAAUGAUUGUUAUCACAAUUUAUUUGGAUUAAGUGUAUUUUGACUCUAAUAUAGCAUUUCUCUAGUCAUACUUACUGUUUUGAUUUGACUGUAUUUGUAUUAUUUAUUUUAUUCUUAAUGCAAUGUUGAAAUAUCAAAAUGUACAUAGUAAAAAAAAAAACAAUCUAUAUUUAUAUGAACAUGUAUAAAUAUAGCGGAAAUAUACAAUAGCUAUAAUAUGUUUGAAAUAGUAUACGGCGUGCUGUUGUUGUCCUCACAGCAUUGCACCUAUCACAUGUUCUGUAGAUAUGUAACAUACACCGUUUGUUGUAAUGUGUAUUGUAAUGUAUAGAUACUUGAUAGUGAAAUACAAAAUUGUACAGGUCUGAAGUCCAAUUCUGGCACAUAUGAAUAACCGUAGUGCAUAAUAGCCAUGAUGCCAACAGAGGUCACUCAAACUGCUAACUGAUGGAGGGUUAAAUAUUGGAGGCUAAGCUAAAGAUUUUAAUGUAAAUGCAGAAAUAGAACAGUGUUCCCGUUUUCCCGGUCGUCUUGUCACACACUCAAAGGGUCCUAAAUAUGUCAUAUGCAAAGAAUCAAUGAAUGUUCUGUUUUUAUGAGCCACAAACAAUUACGCUAUUGCACUUUUGUCAGCUUCUGAUGGACUGCUGAAACCGUAUGAUCCGCCAACCCUUAAACUCAUUUCAUUUGAGCAAGCCUCCGUCUUUAUCGACCACCGUGUUCCGGAUGUCAUUGCACCUUCAGGGGGCUGGAUUGUUGACACGGCGCCUUCAUCGCACCUUUUUGAACGUAGCCCCCUCACCGGGUCACAGGAAGGCUCGUUAUGGCGCCUGUUUGAGCUGCAGGUGAUGCAGCAAGGACCCAGGAACUGGGUUAAGUCCACACAUGGCGUACUGUUAUUCUAAAUGUUAUAUUUACAGAGGCCACUAGAGAAUUCCUCUGGGCAACGGCCAAGAGCUUGUAACACCAAGCUGGCCUGUGUAGGAAGAAGCAGUGAGACAACCUUUUUUUUUUUUUUUUUUUUAAUUCUUCCCUCAGGUCAUUGACACAUUUGACCUUUUAAGGCCAGUUUAAUUCUGUCGAAGUGGAAGUGAAGCACUAAUAAGUGAGCAAAAUCCAAUCAAUCAACACAUUUCUGUUUCAUCCAAUGUAUAACUUAUCCCUGCAAGUCAUUUAGAGACUUAUCUUUUUUUUGUGUGUGUGGAGGUUGGGAUUCCAGUGACAUCCCAGCAUAAGACAUAAGCUAUAUUUUAUUGAAAAUGUACUGUAUAUGUGUAAUGUGACUUUUAACUAUGUAGUGGCCUUUCUUUUCAGACAAUAAACUGUGUUUCUUGUAGUAUCAA
Molecule: messenger RNA, 2548 nt
Organism: Doryrhamphus excisus (bluestripe pipefish)
Lineage: Eukaryota; Metazoa; Chordata; Actinopteri; Syngnathiformes; Syngnathidae
Source: RefSeq, a predicted model, not a curated record